UGAUAGCAAGGCCCCCUUUCUUGUCAAAAUGGCAGCGCCCAGCAUGCUGGGGAGGUAUCUCUAAGGUGGGGAGGGGGUGCGGCGGGUAAGAGACCUCCCAGGAGAGUAAGCAGCGUACCGCACUUCAGAUUUUGAAGCACCCAGGCUUGUGUCUCCUGGGCGAGCGGUGGGGACCGCCAUACUACUUUCUACAGUGGCCUCACCAGUUUGCAUUUCCGUCAGUGGUGUGCCAGGCUUCCUAUUUCUCCAGAUCGCAGAUACUGUCUCCUUUGGGAUUAAAACAGACUAAAAGCAACACCUAUGGGGGACUGAGAAGAAGCUGGAUUGGGCGGAGGGAGAAGUUGAGCUUCCGCACAGUCCCAACGAAAAUCUCAGCCACCUGCAUGGGGGCCUGUCAGCCAGCCUUUCCUGAAACAAACCACCCACCAUAAUGGAUGCAGACUGCUCCUGGAAGGUUGUAUGACCCUGGGCAAGGCAGUUUUCUUGAGACUCUGUGAAAUAAGUUUCUACAAUGAUUUGUUCAACACUCAGGAGAGUUGGCCACAUGCAUAUCUACCUGGUGAGGAAGGCCAGCAGUGUCUCCAAAGGCCAUCAUCAACAGACUGUGGGCUCAAGACCUGCUGCUUCAGAGUUUGCUGCCCGAGGAGCUUCGGGCAACGUGCUGGAGCUGCUGGGCAAAUCCUACCCUCAGGACAACUACAGCAACCUCUCCCGGAAAGUUCUCUCCAGGGUUGGCAGGAAUCUGCACAAUCAGCAGCAUCACCCUCUUUGGCUGAUCAAGGAGAGGGUGAAGGAACACUUCUACCAGCAGUAUGUGGGCCGCUUUGGGACUCCGCUGUUCUCAGUUUAUGAUGACCUUUCUCCAGUGGUCACCAUCUGGCAGAACUUUGACAGCCUGCUCAUCCCAGCCGACCACCCCAGCCGGAAGAAGGGAGACAACUAUUACGUGAAUGGGACUCACAUGCUGCGAGCUCACACGUCUGCACACCAGUGGGACCUGCUGCAUGCUGGGCUGGAUGCCUUCCUGGUGGUGGGUGAUGUCUACCGGCGCGACCAGAUAGACUCCCAGCACUACCCAGUGUUCCACCAGCUGGAGGGCGUCCGACUCUUCUCGAAGCAUGAGUUAUUUACUGGCAUAAAGGAUGGAGAAAGCCUGCAGCUCUUUGAACAGAGUUCUCGUUCUGCCUAUAAACAGGAGACACAUACCAUGGAGGCCACAAAGCUCGUUGAAUUUGACCUUAAGCAAACGCUUACCAGGCUUGUGACACAUCUUUUUGGAGAUGGACUGGACAUUAGGUGGGUAGACUGCUACUUCCCUUUUACUCAUCCUUCCUUCGAGAUGGAGAUCAACUUCCACGGAGAAUGGCUAGAAGUUCUUGGCUGUGGGGUGAUGGAACAGCAACUAGUAAAUUCAGCUGGUGCUCAAGAUCAGAUCGGUUGGGCUUUUGGCCUGGGAUUGGAAAGACUGGCCAUGAUCCUCUAUGACAUCCCUGAUAUCCGCCUCUUCUGGAGUGAGGAUGAGCGUUUCCUGAAGCAGUUCCGCGUGUCAGAUAUCAACCAGAAGGUGAAAUUUCAGCCUCUUAGCAAAUAUCCUGCUGUGAUAAAUGACAUCUCAUUCUGGUUACCCUCUGAGAAUUAUACAGAAAACGAUUUCUAUGACUUAGUACGAACAAUUGGAGGAGACCUGGUGGAAAAAGUUGAACUGAUAGACAAGUUUGAACAUCCAAAGACACACAAGACAAGCCACUGCUACCGCAUCACCUACCGCCACAUGGAGAGGACCUUGUCCCAGAGAGAGGUCAGGCGUGUCCACCAGGCUGUGCAGGAGGCCGCCGUGCAGCUGCUGGGAGUGGAGGGCAGAUUUUGAUGGCACUGCUUGGACCAGGCUGCAGCCUCUCGGGGCUCCAGGAUUUGUGAGGGAGAAAAGGAUAUUGUUUGUAGGCUGAGACAUCAGUCAUGUUUUGAUAAAUGGGUCAGUUUUAGGACUUUCAGAAAAUAAAAGAUCACUCUUGAGAGACUGUU
Messenger RNA from Lynx canadensis (Canada lynx), 2022 nucleotides. RefSeq names its product phenylalanyl-tRNA synthetase 2, mitochondrial (gene FARS2). Gene Ontology annotation, cellular component: cytoplasm; mitochondrion. Bases 512 to 1867 code for a protein of 451 amino acids. Gene Ontology annotation, biological process: phenylalanyl-tRNA aminoacylation. NCBI's taxonomy places the organism in Eukaryota, Metazoa, Chordata, Mammalia, Carnivora, Felidae. Gene Ontology annotation, molecular function: phenylalanine-tRNA ligase activity; ATP binding; tRNA binding. The transcript has 10 exons. The record is from RefSeq and is a predicted model, not a curated record.